AUGUUCCCACGCCUCCAACCAUGCAGACGCAAAAGCGUCCUCUCGAUCCUCCUCCUCUUUUUCCUGGCCCUCCUCGUCGACCGCGCGUCCGCAACACCGUCUCCAUCCCUAACACCAGCAGCCAAUACAGGUGUACAAGACCUCUCGCACCUCGCCAUCGACCCCGACGCAUCCUGCGACGGAUACGAGGGCCAGUGGAACUGCCUCUCGGAUACGUUCCAACACUGCGCCAACGGGACGUGGAGCGACGUGCUCUCGUGCACCGGGACCAGCAGCUCCGCCGAUGAGGCAGCCGAGCCUUCCUCGUCUUCAUCCAUCUGCACGCCCAUUGGAAGAACGGAUAUCGUCGAUUUCGACGGCGAGUGCAACGCGGCUUGGGCCUGGGGCAACGGUGGGAAUUCAGGCUGGGGCGGCGGCGGCACCUCGUGCAAUGGGAACAGGUGUUACUAUGGCGCUGGGGAGAGGCUGGAGGUUUCGAGGUGGGUUUGGUCGUUUGUUGGCAUGGUCUUCGUCUUGGGGGCGUUGUGA
This is a messenger RNA of Colletotrichum orchidophilum, 528 nucleotides long. RefSeq lists its product as uncharacterized. The coding region runs from base 1 to 528 and encodes 175 amino acids. NCBI's taxonomy places the organism in Eukaryota, Fungi, Ascomycota, Sordariomycetes, Glomerellales, Glomerellaceae. The transcript has a single exon. The record is from RefSeq and is a predicted model, not a curated record.